AACAGUUGUGUACUCAAACAAAGUGAAAUAUGUAUGUAAAUGUUUGUGCAUCUUAUCGGUCCCACUUAUAGAAAAGUGCAUAAUAAUGUUUCGACUACCUCAUGGAAGCUUAACAAAGAUUCUAAUUGUGCUGCUGUUCGUAAACAUAUUAUUGUUAGUUAAAGUUUAUCCACCUUAUAAAUCUGUUACCAAUGGGAGUAACACACAUCCAACAAGUACUUAUGUUCAAAAAACUAAAGCUACUGUUCCUUUGAACUGUCCAUAUCAUUCCGAUAUUGGAACUCAAGUGACAAUGUCCACAUUGAAUUUGGAUCAUUUCAUAUCUGAAAGUAAUAUAACAAAGUUAACUUUCGCAAAUAUUGAUAUCAGUUAUGGACGCUGGGAUAACCAACAUAAGUACAAGAUUAAGGAUUUUGCUGUUGUUGGCGAACAGUAUACAGAAUCUUCAAAAAUUAGUUUAAUAUGCCUAGCAACGCAAAGCUCGGUAGAGCGGUUAUACUCUUUACCGCAAGUUGCCGCGAACUGGAUCGGUCCCAUAUCUGUAGCAUUAUUCUCCGCUGGAAAUGAGGAGUAUAUUGUUUUAAAAUAUUUUGUCACGAAUAUGAAAACCUUCCAGGACAUUUAACAGAAUCCUUAAAUAUCAAAGGAAAAUUUAACUGUCGAAAUCCUGACAAG
Drosophila hydei is the source of this 675-nucleotide messenger RNA. RefSeq lists its product as uncharacterized. The transcript has 3 exons. Lineage: Eukaryota; Metazoa; Arthropoda; Insecta; Diptera; Drosophilidae. The coding region runs from base 86 to 625 and encodes 179 amino acids. Gene Ontology annotation, molecular function: glucuronosyltransferase activity. The record is from RefSeq and is a predicted model, not a curated record.